GCCGGAGCUGGACCGGCCUGGUCCCCCGCGCAGCCGCCGCCCCGCGUUCCCCGCCGUCCCCGGCCCGCGCCUGGGCUCCGGGCCAUGGGGCGCCCGGGCGGGCGGGCGGGCGGCCGGAGCAGGAGCCCAGCGGGACACUGGGUAGAUGUGGGGUCCCAGUCGCCCCCCUGGCCGGCGAUCCCUCUGAUCAACACAAUGGGCUUGUGAAGGCGGACGCUUCUGGGGACUCCUGUGCAGCUUUACUCUGUGGAGGAUGGGUGACGACGGACUCUGUGAACACCCCAAGCCCAUGGAAUUGCUCGACAUCUGUUUGGGAGACCACAUGCAGCUCCACCCAGGAGCACACCUGAGGCAGACACGCGGCCGCCCUGGCCCUCUCGGACCUUGCGGGGAGCAGACCUGGGCCUCUGACCCUCCUGAUUCCACGAGGCGAGAUGUUCAUCCCGGGGGCUCCAGCCCAGAGCCCGCGCACCCGGGGAGCGGCUCUUCCCAGGAGGGGGCAGGGCAGAAAGCGGCAUUCCCCGGGUCACCCCGGGACAGCCAUCCUCUGGGGAGCCCGAGGCAGAGCCAGAGCACGUCCACCCAGGUGGUGUUCUGGGCGGGCAUCCUGCAAGCCCAGAUGUGCGUCCUGGACCUUCAGGAGGAGCUAGAGAAGACGGAAGGGAUCAGAGCUGAGCUGAGAUGCUGCCUCCCCACGGCGUCUCCUGACCUCCCCACUUUCCCCUCCAGCCCGAUGGGACCCCGGGACUCAGGCCUCCACCGCAGCACCCCCGUGGACGUGCACGGGGCCUCGGGGGAAGAGAGCAACGGGCCUGAAGGGGAGAACCGGAAGCCGGCAUGGCCGAGGGAGGACGCGCCAGAGUCGUCCCCGGAGUGGGGUCCCGAGGAGGAGAGCAUAUUCUUUGACAACCCCCUCUUCCUGGAGAGCCCUUCCUCGGCCCCCAGUGUGUCUGAAGCGCGCUUUUCCUGGGGGUUCUCAGAUCCCUGCGCAGAUGUGAGGACCGGGCCCCAGAGCCCGCAGACCCUGGAGCCCUCACCCCCAGGAGGCAGUGUGCCGUGGGAGCUGGGCAGGGAGCCGGAUCUGGGGGACAGCGCAGUGGAUCCCAGCGGGCACACCACACCGCCAUUCCCUGUGCCCACCUGCAGGCUGCACUCCUCCUCUUGGGCUGUGGUGGGCACUACCGAGGGGGCUCCCGCAGCACCUCCCGGCCAGGAGGAGAGCGAGACCCCUCUGGGAGCCAGUCUUGCCCCUGCCCCUUCUGCAGCAUCCUGUGUGGACAAAGCAUUGACCUGGGAAACAGAACGUGUGGGAUCUGAUGCCAGCCCUGCCACGUAUCCUGUGCAACCUUGGGCCCUGCCCAGUCACGAGGGCUGGCAGACCAAGGAGGUUCCUUCCUGGCCCCAGGGGCCUCUUCGCCCCCAGGACAGAGGUGACAGGCGUGCAGAGUGUGCCCAGGAGUCUGCUCCCUGCACCGUGUCCCCUGGCUCCCGGGGGAGCCCAGCCUCUUCGUCGGAGCCGAGCAGCCCUGAGUCUGAGGCCAGAGGCCCCAGCCCCCGGCCCAGCCCCCUGUCCUCCCAGGAAGGCAGCCCGCAGCUCUGGGGCCGCCACCGGGGCAGCGUUCUUUCCACGUGGACGCUAGGUACUUCAAGCCCUUCAUUCCUGGAGACAGAUGGGGCAGCACCAACUUCCCUGGAGAGAGAGAAGGCAGGAGAGGCCCCAAGCCCAGGGAAGGAAGUAAAGAGUGACGGCCCAGCCGGGACUGCCGAGGCUGGAUCCAGGCAGCCCGACGUUCUCUUGACCUCUACAGAAGGGCUUCCUGAGAGCCCCGUGCCCCACGCGCAGCCCCCAGAGGAAGGCCAAAGGCCGCCAGCUGGAGGCAAGGUGGAGAAUGGCGUCAGGACCGACAAGGUGGCCUGGAACUUGGCCUCCCGCCUCUAUCGCCUGGAGGGCUUCCGGAAGUCCGAAGUGGCCGCUUACCUGCAGAAGAACAACGACUUCAGCAGGACGGUGGCUGAGAAGUACCUGUCCUUCUUCCAGUUUGGAGGCCAGAGCCUGGACCGUGCGCUCCGGGGCUUCCUCCACGCCCUGGUGCUCAGUGGGGAGACCCAGGAACGCGAGCGGAUCCUCUACCAGUUCUCCAAGCGCUUCUAUCACUGCAACCCUGGGCUCUUCUCCUCAGUAGACUGCGUGCACACCUUGACCUGUGCCGUCAUGCUGCUUAACACGGACCUGCACGGACAGAACCUCGGGAAGAGCAUGAGCUGCCAGGAGUUCAUCACCAACCUGAGCGGCCUGCGGGACGGCGGGAACUUCCCCAAGGAGCUGCUCAAGCUCCCAGCACAGGGCUCGGCACAUGCCCCGUACAUUGCUGCAUGUGUGCACGGAUGCGCGGACGCAUGGGCUGCUUCCUGCUCGGGGCAGAAGGGCAGCUACGUCGGGGUGGAGGCGGCAGGCUGCAGCACGCCCGUCCUACCUCUGCCAGACGGAAUGUGCACCCCACGGCCCGAGGCUCCCGGGCCCACCUGUAUGUUUCUGUUCCAGGCCCUCUACUGGUCUAUCCGAAGUGAGAAGCUCGAGUGGGCCGUGGAUGAAGAAGACGCAGCCAGGCCCGAGAAGGCCCAGCCGUCUUCCCUGGCUGGCAAGACGAGCAACCCCUUCCUCCAGCUGGUCCAGGACCCCACGGCGCCCACCUACAAGCAGGGCAUCCUGGCUCGGAAGAUGCAUCAGGAUGCGGACGGCAAGAAGACGCCGUGGGGCAAGCGCGGCUGGAAGAUGCUCCACACGGUCUUGCGAGGGAUGGUCCUCUACUUCCUGAAGGGAGAGGACCACGGCCUUGAGGGGGAGAGCUUGCUGGGGCAGAUGGUGGACGAACCGGUAGGGGUGCACCACUCGCUGGCCACUCCCGCCACCCACUACACCAAGAAGCCGCACGUCUUCCAGCUGCGCACGGCCGACUGGCGCCUCUACCUCUUCCAGGCACCCACUGCCCAGGAGAUGACUUCCUGGAUGGCGCGCAUCAACCUGGCCGCCGCCACGCACUCGGCGCCGCCCUUCCCCGCCGCGGUGGGCUCCCAGCGCAAAUUCGUCCGGCCCAUCCUGCCCGUGGGCCCCGCCCAGAGCUCCCUGGAGGAGCAGCAUCGAUCCCACGAGAGCUGCCUGGAUGCUGCCUCCGACGACCUGCUGGAUCUACAGAGAAACUUACCGGAGCGGCGGGGCCGCAGCCGAGAGCUGGAGGACUACCGCUUGCGGAAGGAGUACCUGGAGUACGAGAAAACCCGUUACGAGACCUACCUGCAGCUGCUGGUGGCCCGUCUGCACUGCCCGUCGGAUGACCUGGACCUGUGGGAGGAACAGCUGGGGAAGGAGGCUGCAGGCCCGCAGGAGUCCAAGCCCAGCCUGAAGAAGUCCCACUCCAGCCCGUCCCUGCACCUGGAUGAGGCCCCCACCACGGCCAAGGUCAAGCGCAACAUCUCAGAGCGCAGAACCUACCGGAAGAUCAUCCCCAAGCGGAACCGCAAUCCGCUGUGAAGCGGAUGCCCCUCACCGACUCUGCCCCCACGGCCUGGGGUGGGUGUGGGAUGAAGCCCCGAGGAAGAGCCUCGUCUCAGCGGGCGCAUGGUGGCGAUGAGGCCCCGCCCCUCCCCCGCUGAAGGAUAGCCUUGCUUCCCUGUGGUCCCUCGUACACAGGAGUUUUCCCAAUACUGCUGCCCCCUGCCCCUGGCUGCUCCCGAGGGCGAUGGGAGGUCAGGAAUUUGGCUCCGCUCCCACAGCUCAUCCCGUGUCACCCUCCAUCUCUUCAGAAGCCACAGCGGACACCUUUCCCAGGCCUGCGGGCAGCUCAGUGCUUAUGUGAGAGUCAGAGUACUCGGGAAACCCCGGCCUCCGGGACAGAGGCUGGGGCAGCAGAGCCCUCUGGGCAGACAAGCUAGGGGAGCCGCAGCCCUGAGGGUGGUCUUGUUCUGGGAAUCAGGUGGCCUGCCGGGAGAGGUCCUGGGAGACCCCAACCAGGCCCCGCCCACUGGGGGGGCAGCCUUCUGGGUAGGGGCAGGGAUGCGGCGAGUUCAGGGGCUCAGUGAGGCUGACCCUGGGGCCCCUGCCUUUGUCUCCUCUCCCACACAUCACCCACUCGCAGUGGGCAAACGAGAGAGGCCCUGCCUUGCACGGUCAAUUGCUGAUCAUCAGAGCAGAGCCGAUGGCGGUCAGUGAAGGCCGGAAGGGGUGGCGGCCUCCAGAGCUUGGUGGAGAGAGCCCUGGAACGAGGGGCCUUUGCCUCCCCAGAGCAGGGAAGGAGUUCUCUCUGGGUUCAGACCCUAGGGAGGCUGGGGGUAAGAGGUGGUGACGCGUCCGCAUCCGCUGGGGGCUCUGGAGAGUUGGGGGGGUGGGGUGGGCGGAGGCCUGGCUCCCUUCCCUGAAAGCUCCAUGCCCGAGGGGCUCCAGGACCCUCCCGGACCCCUCCCCUGGCCCAGCCUGCUCCCAGGGGCCUCUGCCACCCUGCCUGGGAAGUCCCCUUGUGCUCCAUCGGGCUGUUCUCCGGGGGCGGUUCCGGGCACUCGCGGAUCCGAGGCUCUGCCUGUGGGAAGGAGGCUGGGCUGCAGGGGCAGCCACCAUUGUCUCUGCUCAGCCGAGUGUGCGAGCAGGCGGCCCGCCAAGAGGGGCCUCUCCACUGCCCGCCUGCUGGCUGACGCACGGCCCCUCCGGCCUUCCUGCCGGCCCCGUCCUCCCCUUCGUGCUUGCAAGCAGCCUGGAACUCCACCAGGUGGGGCUGGCACUCGGGGGCCACGACGGGCGUCUGGCCAGGGCCCAGGGCCGGGCCACACACCCAAAGCGUGCACAAUAAAUGCCAACAAAGGAGGAGGCGUGUACGGGUGUAGGGGGAGGGGAGGGCCAGCCAGUUCCGGGUAGCUGGGGCCACCCGCAGGGUGGCAGGCCGCACCCCCCUUGCCGUGUGCGUGCAUGUCUGUGUGCGUGCAUGUCUGUGGGCGUGUAUGUAGCACACUGAGCAGGUGCAGGGGUCACAUAUGUAGUUUGUCACAGCUGGAGGGGACCUCAGAAUCAUUUAGUUAUCCACUCAUGUGUUCAUUCUUUCAUUUCACAAGUAAUAUUAACUACCUUUUAUGGGCCAGUACCAUGGGAUUCAAACACGGAUUAAGCGCAUCGCUGGCCUCCGGGAGAUGACUGUCCUGCUCUCUGGUUUCCAGUUGGCAGUGUAGAGACUCGCUGGAGACAUUCCCAUCCUACACCCAGGGAUUCAGAUACAGUAGAUCUGGGUCAGGGACACCAAUAGGUAUUUUUAAGACCCCCUGGGCAACUCUGACGUGCAGUGGCAGUUAACAGCCGCGGCGCAGUCCGGUCGUCUCAUUUGAUUGAGGUGGGAGCCUAGCGCCAGGUGGACGUGACUUGGCCCAGGAGUGAUGCUUACAGGCUGAAUGGCCGUGAGUGGGUUAUUUGACCUCACUGACCUGUAUGCUUAUUUCUAAAACCCGAAUAAAAGGCAGAGGUUGGUUUGCAGGUGUG
Lagenorhynchus albirostris (white-beaked dolphin) is the source of this 5515-nucleotide messenger RNA. It is a transcript of the gene PSD4, whose product is annotated as pleckstrin and Sec7 domain containing 4. The transcript has 17 exons. Lineage: Eukaryota; Metazoa; Chordata; Mammalia; Artiodactyla; Delphinidae. Gene Ontology annotation, molecular function: guanyl-nucleotide exchange factor activity; protein binding; phospholipid binding. The coding region runs from base 254 to 3529 and encodes 1091 amino acids. The record is from RefSeq and is a predicted model, not a curated record. Gene Ontology annotation, biological process: regulation of ARF protein signal transduction. Gene Ontology annotation, cellular component: ruffle membrane.